AAAAAAAAAAUUUGAAAAUAUCUGUAACGGCUCAAAUCUGAUAGAUGGAGACGACGAAAUCGAUGAGUAAAGCUGUACGCGUGGUGGCUAGGGUUAAGCCGUCGUCGGAUCCGACUGCACAAGCCUCUUCAGCUUCAUCUAUAUCAGUUCACAAGCGAGAUCAAUCGGAGACGGUUUCGGUUUCGUUCAGAGCUCAAUUCGCCGGUUCGAAAGAGUCAUGUGAAUUGGAUCAUUUGUAUGAAGAUAACGAAUCCACGAGCUCGAUUCUCGUUAAGGAGAUUAAGCCUAUGAUAUCUAGUGUUUUUGAGGGUAGAGAUGUUAAUGUGAUUGCGAAUGGAGGAAGAAGUAGUGGGAAAACACUUCUUAUUCAGGGAUCUGAGUGGGAGCCUGGUUUGGUUAUCCUUGCAAUGGCUGAGAUGUUAUCAAUAGCUGAGGAGAGAGGAUACUUGAUUUUUGUAUCGUUUUACGAGGUGUUUCAAGAAGUUGUGUAUGAGAUGUUGGAGCAAGAGAAGCGAGUGGUUUUUGUAAUGGAAGGUGGACAAGGGAAGAUUCAACUAAAGGGACUAUCCAAGGUACCUGUGAAGUCACUCUCAGGAUUUCAAGAGGUGUAUUUUGGUCUCAACAAAAUACAGAAGGUGGUCAAUGACCUUCCUGUUAGGAGCCAUAGAGGUGUGAUGAUACAUGUUGCUAAGGGUGAAGCUACUUUGGGGAGGAUGAAUUUUCUUGAUAUGGCAGGUUAUGAGGACUCUAGGAAACAAUGCAAUGAUCUAGCUGCUUUAGAGAUUACUAGGAUAAAUAAGUCGAUAUAUGCUUUGCAAAAUGUCUUGUAUGCUCUCAACGCAAAUGAGUCUCAUGUGCCGUACAGGGAGAGCAAACUCACUCAUAUGUUGAAAGAUUGUUUACAAGGAAGCAACAGAACAUUGCUGAUCACUUGUCUGCCGCGGGAAUUUAGCCAAGACUCAUUUUACAUGCUAAACUUAGCAUCACGGAUCUGUCUAGGCAGUAAAAAAGCUAUGACUAAUGCUGCUACGAAGAGUAACGGUCCUGCAAGAUCUAUUGCAUCAUCCUCUGUCGCUCAAAAGAAACAUACACUUUUGGAUGUGUCUGCUACUUCUAGGCAACAAACAGGGAUAAGGGGAAGUAUGACAGAGAGAAAGGCUAAGCUCAACACUUCUGCUUCUGUAGUUAAAGGAAGGAAACUGUUUGGUGAAGCAAGUGAUUCAUUGAAAUGUAAAAAUAACUCCAAGAAGGAAAUUUCCACUCCAAAGGCUGUCUUGAAUGUUCAGGCCUCCUCAUCUGAAGAAGAAGUCUGUUCUUCAGUAAUGGUUGCAGAUUCUCAAUCUCAGCCUUCAACGGUAGAUGAGGAUAAUUCUGUCCCAGCUUCCUCAAGCUCUGAAAUAGCCAUGGAACCGGGCUAUUUAGACACUGCUUCUUUCAUCUCAGAAGUAGGAGAAAACUUGGACAAAGAGAACAACCGCUUUCUAUCUAGUGAAACUGCAUCACCACCACUCAGCCUGCAGCUUCGAGAACUUUCCAUGGCUUUGAAGUCGCUGUGCAAUAAUACCUCAAACCAACCAUCCACGCCUGAGAAUUAUCAAACUGCCUUAACUAAAUCACAAGUGGAAGAGCUACCAGAGCAUAGUGGUAUUAUUGCCGAAGCUGAGCUAAAUACUACUCCACAGAGAGUUGUGUCUUCAAAUGUUGGUUGUAAUCCUUGGAAUACAUUCAGUGCACAUAGCACUAAGCUGAAGAAUUCUGCUGUUGGAGAGUAUCUUAAGUUUUUAAACACAGCAGAUAAGGAGGAUCUAAAGAAGCUGAAGGGAAUUGGAGAGAAGAGGGCAGCUUACAUAGUCGAACUCCGCCAAGAAUCUCCUGAACCAUUUAAGCAACUGGAUGACUUGAAAGAUAUUGGACUCUCAGAAAAACAGAUUAAGGGAUUGCUAAGGCAAGAGAUUUGCGAGCUUUUCCAGUAGUAGCUGAAGAACAUUCUCUAUGGUCAACACGUAGUUGCUCAACUAAGAGUUUGAAGGUUUGAGUCCUGAAUCUGUGUUGUGACCAAUUCUACUGUCUAAUGUGAAUGAUCAGAUCUCUUCUUUUAUUUAUCAUUAGCUACAUCACUUUAUCAAUCAUGCAGUCAUAAACUGUCGCUUUUAUUAACAAUAAUCUUUACCUGAUGGAAACAAGAACACAAAAGCACUAAACAGACACAACAUGAGAGCUUCUAAAGUAGACAGUAGACAAAAGAGAUCACAACUUAAUCUACUUUGUUGUCGGCUGAGAAGUAAAUCUCAAAAGACCGAGGAAGAAACACAGGCAACAAGAGACCAAACAGAUUAUAAAACCACAUGACAGUGUUAACCGAAGCAAUGGCUCUUCCUCCAUACAAUCUUACCGGACCACCGGGACGUUGAGUAUCUGUGAACUCGGCUUUAACCCAAUCCAAAAGCGCAAAGAGACGACGAGCGUUGUAGAAAACCGGUCCAAGAAUACCAAUGGGCGUUGCAAAGCGGUCAGAGAAACCAAUGGGUUCAGUGAAGGCUUGACCUGAGAGGAGGAAGAGAUGUGGAGCUGCGGCUCUUACACCGUGAAUGUCUCCUCGGAAUAGUCCAUCUCCGAUAUAGCAAAUCGGGAAGAGUAGGCCUGAGAUCAAGAGAGAGAGAAUUUUACUAUUUAUAGGAAAAUAAAAACGUUAAUAACAAAGAUGAGGUAAGGAGAGAGUGAGAACCGAUGAUGGCAGUGGCGAGGAAGUAAACUUGAAAAAGUUUGUUUUUAGGGUUUGAGAGUCUCUUCUUCUGCUCGUUUUGCUUGCGAGGGAAGGCAAACCUGGAGAUGAACUCAUACAAGUAGAUGUAAGAUAGUAUCACAAACGCUAUUUCUCCUAUUCCAACGAGUCCUUUAGCAGCUAGUAGAAUCAUGAACGAGAGAAACACGAGCUGUCUCUUGCGGCUGAUGAGGCCACGUUUUGGCGGAGGUGGAGAAGGUUUAGGGAUGGUGUGACCACCGUGCUCUCGUAUCUCUUCCGACAUUAGAGAAGUCUUUGGUUUCAAGAGUUGUUCAGAAGCUGUUACAAGUUGUGUAAGAAGAGAUGGAGGGUUUUGUGUUUGGUUUGGUGAGGAAAUAAAGUGUAGAUAUGGAGUGGUUAACCUUCUCUGUAUUCUUAUCUAUUUCUGGGCCAUACAAUUAUUUUUUUCACCUAUGAGAAAAAGAGAG
Messenger RNA from Eruca vesicaria subsp. sativa (arugula), 3210 nucleotides. The record is from the annotation of a GenBank genome assembly. NCBI's taxonomy places the organism in Eukaryota, Viridiplantae, Streptophyta, Magnoliopsida, Brassicales, Brassicaceae.